Molecule: messenger RNA, 2514 nt
Organism: Pseudozyma hubeiensis SY62
Lineage: Eukaryota; Fungi; Basidiomycota; Ustilaginomycetes; Ustilaginales; Ustilaginaceae
Product: cell division cycle protein 48
Exons: 1
Coding region: 1-2514 (837 amino acids)
Biological process (GO): retrograde protein transport, ER to cytosol; autophagosome maturation; mitotic spindle disassembly
Cellular component (GO): nucleus; VCP-NPL4-UFD1 AAA ATPase complex; cytosol
Molecular function (GO): ATP hydrolysis activity; ATP binding; polyubiquitin modification-dependent protein binding
Source: RefSeq, a predicted model, not a curated record
AUGUCGGAUCCCGCCCCUUCCAACCCGCCCAAGCCGGCGCCCGCCGACGACAAAGAGGAGGUCGCGACCGCCAUUCUACGCACCAAGAAGUCUCCCAACAGACUCUUCAUCGAGGAGUCCACCACGGAUGACAACUCGGUAGCAUGUCUGUCGGCGGCCAAGAUGGACGAGCUCGGACUCUUCCGCGGUGAUACGAUCUUGAUCAGGGGCAAGAAGCGCAGAGACACUGUGCUGAUCUGUCUCUCUGAUGAGAACACCGAAGACUCCAAGAUCCGCCUCAACAAGGUCGCCCGCAACAACCUGCGCGUCAAGCUCGGUGACCUUGUCUCUGUUCACGCCUGCCACGACAUCAAGUACGGCAAGCGCAUUCACGUACUCCCCUUCGACGACAGCGUCGAGGGUCUCACCGGAAACAUCUUUGACGUCUACCUUAAGCCCUACUUCCUCGAGGCCUACCGCCCCGUCCGUAAGGGCGACACUUUCACGGUACGCGGUGGUAUGCGAGCCGUCGAGUUCAAGGUCAUCGAGACCGACCCUGCCGAAUUCUGUAUCGUUGCGCAGGACACCGUCAUCCACACCGAAGGCGAACCCGUCAAGCGCGAGGACGAGGAGGCCAACCUCUCGGAUGUCGGCUACGACGACAUUGGUGGCUGCCGAAAGCAGAUGGCUCAGAUCCGCGAGAUGGUCGAGCUGCCGCUGCGCCACCCGCAGCUCUUCAAGUCGAUCGGUAUCAAGCCUCCUCGUGGUGUGCUCAUGUACGGUCCCCCCGGUACCGGUAAGACGCUCAUGGCGCGUGCCGUCGCCAACGAGACCGGCGCCUUCUUCUUCCUGAUUAACGGUCCCGAGAUCAUGUCCAAGAUGGCCGGAGAGUCCGAGUCGAACCUGCGCAAGGCGUUCGAGGAGGCCGAGAAGAACAGCCCCGCCAUCAUCUUCAUCGACGAGAUCGACAGUAUCGCACCCAAGCGUGAAAAGACCAACGGCGAGGUCGAGCGACGUGUCGUCUCGCAGCUUCUCACCCUCAUGGACGGUCUCAAGGCUCGCUCCAACAUUGUGGUCAUGGCUGCCACCAACCGACCCAACUCCAUCGACCCCGCCCUCCGACGAUUCGGCCGAUUCGACCGCGAAGUCGACAUCGGCAUUCCCGACCCCACUGGACGUCUCGAGAUCCUGCGCAUCCACACCAAGAACAUGAAGUUGGCCGAAGACGUAGACCUCGAACAGAUUGCCGCCGAAACGCACGGUUACGUCGGUUCCGAUGUGGCUGCGCUCUGUUCCGAAGCCGCCAUGCAGCAGAUCCGCGAAAAGAUGGAUCUGAUCGACCUCGACGAGGACACGAUCGAUGCCGAGGUGCUCGACUCGCUCGGCGUCACCAUGGAAAACUUCCGCUUCGCUCUUGGCGUGUCCAACCCUUCGGCCCUCCGCGAGACCGUCGUCGAGGUGCCCACCACCACCUGGAAGGACAUCGGUGGUCUCGACAAGGUCAAGCAGGAGCUGCAGGAGACUGUGUCGUACCCCGUCGAGCACCCAGAAAAGUUCCUCAAGUACGGCAUGGCACCUUCGAAGGGUGUCCUCUUCUACGGACCUCCUGGUACCGGUAAGACGCUGCUCGCCAAGGCCAUCGCCAACGAGUGCCAGGCCAACUUCAUCUCGAUCAAAGGUCCCGAGCUGCUCACCAUGUGGUUCGGUGAGUCCGAGGCCAACGUGCGAGACGUCUUUGACAAGGCGCGUGCCGCCGCCCCGUGUGUCAUGUUCUUCGACGAGUUGGACGCCAUCGCCAAGUCGCGAGGUUCGUCGUCGGGAGACGGUGGAGGAGCCGGUGACCGUGUCAUCAACCAGAUUCUUACCGAGAUGGACGGUGUCAGCUCGCGUAAGAAUGUCUUCAUCAUUGGUGCUACCAACCGACCCGACCAGAUCGACCCUGCCAUCCUGCGCCCCGGUCGUCUGGACCAGCUGAUCUACAUUCCUCUGCCCGACGAGCCAUCGCGUCUGUCGAUUCUCAAGGCGACGCUCAAGAAGUCGCCCAUCGCCGAGGACGUCGACCUUACCUUCCUUGCCAAGCACACACACGGAUUCUCUGGUGCCGAUCUUGCCGAGAUCUGCCAGCGUGCUGCCAAGCUCGCCAUCCGCGAAUCGAUCGAGGCCGACAUCAAGCGCGAGCGCGAGCGUAUCGAGAAGAAGGAGGCCAACGCUGGCGAAGGCGAGGUCAAGAUGGAGGAGGACGUCACGGCAGGCGCUGCUGCCGAGGAGGAGGAGGACGACCCCGUCCCGGAGAUCACCCGGGCCCACUUUGAGGAGGCGAUGCGCUUCGCACGCAGGUCAGUCUCGGACGGCGACAUUCGCCGAUACGAGCUGUUUGCGCAGAACUUGCAAUCGGCGCGUUCGUUCGGUACUUCGUUCCGCUUCCCAGAGGGUCAGAACCCAGGGCAGACGGGCGGUGCUGGCGGUGCGGGUGGAAGUGGCGGAGGUGCAGCAUUCGGCAACGACGAUGCCGGUGAUGACGACCUCUACGCUUGA